CGCUGGGCCCAGGGUCAAGUGAGAGGGGUCUCCAGCCUCCGCGAGGCCUCAGGUUUGCCAUCUUGGGAUCCCAUGGCUGUUCUUACUGGGCUCUGGGGCCCCUUUGCCCAUGUCAGCAGAGCAUUUGGCCAGCGCUGCUUCAGCACCUCUAGGAGCCUCGAUGCAAUCCAGAAGAUGACUCGGGUGCGUGUAGUGGACAAUAGUGCCCUGGGGAACACCCCGUACCAUCGGCCUCCUCGCUGCAUCCACGUCUAUAACAAGAGUGGGGUGGGUAAAGUCGGCGACCAGAUCCUGCUGGCCAUCAGGGGACAGAAGAAGAAAGCGCUCAUUGUGGGACAUCGCAUGCCUGGCUCCCGAAUGACCCCAAGGUUUGACUCCAACAAUGUGGUCCUCAUUGAGGACAAUGGGAACCCUGUGGGGACUCGAAUUAAAACACCUAUCCCAACCAGCCUUCGCAAGAAGGAAGGCGAGUAUUCCAAGGUGUUGGCCAUAGCUCAGAACUUUGUGUGAGCAGAGCGGCUCUGAGCCAUGCAACCAUUCCCUUCACACUGGUAACAGAAUAAAUGUUUUAAUGUGUGUUUUCUUCCUAUGCUGUCUGAGCUGCGGUUGUGAGGAGGGUAACAGCAGUUGAAUACUGGCUUCCUCCCUCGACCCCCGGAGUGGCCUGGGCUUUCUUUACAGCUCACAAUCAUGGGUCAUUCAGUGAUUCAACAACCGUUGCUCUUCUCUUCUUCACUUGUUGGUCUCCUUGUGGGGAGUAAGGACUCCCUUAGUUUCUUUAAUAGAAUCUCGUCAACACACAUAAUAUUUUGUUAAAGAUACUGUGGGGUUAAAGAGAUGGCUACUCUUCUAGAGGGCCAGGUUCUAUUCCCAGCACUCCUAUGAAGAUUCACAACCUUCUGUAACUUUAGUUCUGAUGGAUCUGAUGCCCCCUUCUGGCCUCAGUGGGGACUGCGUUCAUGUGGUAUACAGCCGUAUGUGCUGGCGGAACACUCCCUGCACAUAAAAUUAAAAAAAAAAAUUAAAAGAUACUAUAGCCACUUA
Messenger RNA from Cricetulus griseus (Chinese hamster), 1044 nucleotides. Lineage: Eukaryota; Metazoa; Chordata; Mammalia; Rodentia; Cricetidae. The record is from RefSeq and is a predicted model, not a curated record.